AUGACCCCGGCAGCCCGCGUCCUGGCCUCCUGCCUCCUCUGCCUCCGGCUUUCAGCGGACUUCGUGGAAGCAGUGUCAGCCGCGGACGCCGAGGACCCCGCUGCGCUGGUUGACCUGCUGGCCCACUCCGCGCCCCGCAGCGGUGACACCGUCGCGACGGCGUGGAUGAGGAGUCACGGAAGGAAAGGGCACCUCACGGGCCAGCCGAGCACGACGGUUGCGGGCUCGCGGCUGACCUUUCCCGUCCAGGGCCCGGAUCUCAGCGGGAUCGGCAGGGAACGUCGGUCCCCGGAGCAGGCGGCCGUCCCGUUCGGAGCUGCCGCCGGCCGACGCUCCGGCCUUUCCGCCUCGGUCCUGCGAGGUCUCCGGUGCUCCUCCGCCGGCGAUCUGCCCGCCGCCGAGAUCCUGUCGCUUGCCAAGGGGCUGCGGAGCGGGAGGGUCGCGCUGAGCAGCCCCCAGUUAUCCUGCCUGGCCAAACUGCUUGCUGCAAAGAACCUGACAGCCGACUUCGCCAGCUACCCACCAGACGUGCUGCUGUUCUUCGACUUUGCCAACGUACGCAACCAGACCUGCAAAGCAUUUUACACUCUGGCUUCUCGAGGGAACCUAGACCUGUUGCCGAAAGGCUCGACCCAAAGGACACGGCUCCUGCGCGGGGCACUAGCGUGCUUGGGAGUGAGCGGCGCCAGCCUGAGUCCAGAGCAUCUCGGCAGCCUUGGUGCCCUGGUGUGUGACAUGGAGCCGGCGACCAUCACAGCCUCUGACUCCAGUGUCCUGGAGAACCUGAAGCUGUGCCCAGCGUUGUCCAGAGCCCAGCAAGCCGCCCUCAACGCCGUACUCCUCCGGGGUGCCACGGUGUACGGGUAUCCUUUGUCCUGGGAUUUAAGGAUUCUGCAAAGCUUGGGGCCACUCGUGCUGAGUUUGAACCAGACAGUUUUGACUUCAGUGGCUGAAGAGGUGAGGAAGGCUUUCUGCAGAAGCAUUGCUGCUGAGUACCGCAGCCAAGGUGUCUCCCAGAGGGAGAAAUCUGUGGCCCUCCUAAAAGCCUUUGCAACAGCCUCUUCUUCGUCUCGACGCAGGUUUAAGCGGAGCACAAAACACUGCCUGUCUGCACCAAUCGUCGCCAGCACCAUCUCAGACCCCCUCUUCCUCAUCAGCUACGACACCAGCGAGCAGUUUGAUCUGUGCCUGAGUAACGAGGUUUUAAAAGCAAACCUGGCACCUCUGCUGGAUCAGCCUCUCACUGCGGAGUAUCUUCAUGUCAUGAAAAAAAAAAUCAGCGAGAUUUACCCCAAGGGGAUCCCAGAGGACCAGUUAAAGCUGUUUGGGCAGUUGUCCCACCAGUACACCGCAGAGGAGAUCAGCAUGUGGAGGGUGACAUCCAGUGACACACUCUCAGCUCUGCUUGACCCCAUGGCUGGCAAGUGGAAAGCUCCCGAGGUCCAGCAUCUGAUCACCAGAUACUUGGAUCUAGGGGGCACCUUAACUGGGCCCUUGCUUCAGAAAAUUGGUGGCAGAAACCUGUGUAACCUGGCUGAGGAGCAUAUCAGUAGAAUAACUCCAGAAGCAAUAGGGUGCGCUGGACAAUUAGACAUUUCUUCUUGUUCUCAAGCCAAAAAGAACCAACUCUACAUAAAAGCCCAGGAGGCCUUUGCUGGCGAGGCGGGCACCAGGGCAUAUUAUUUCCUGAUUCAGCCAUAUUUGGGUGGAGCUCCAGCAAAGGACCUGAAAGACUUGGCUAAAACUGGUAUUGCCAUGGACAUCGACACCUUUACUGCCCUAAAUCCUGAAGAAUUGCAGAAACUCACUGUCAUGGAUGUGAAAAAUUUGCUCGGGGUAAACCUACCUGAUCUGAAGCAAGCAGAAAAUCAUCCUUCUGUGAUCGGCUGGAUCAAGAGACAGGACCAGUGGGAGCUGGACCACAUCCUGGGAAUUGGCCUGCAAGGGGGGAUGGUGGAGCCCAGCUCCACGGGAUCUGCCACCCCUGCUAACAUCACCCCCUCAGCCAGUAUCGCCCCCACGACCACUGUCCUCGCCACCACUGCUGUCCCCACUGUCACCAUCCCCGGCACCAUUAACAGCCACACUACUAUUAGUUCAAGUAUCGGCACCCGUACGUCCCCGACCCUGAGCGCUCUCAGCCCGAUCGCACCGAGCGGCACUCCCCCACCCGCUCACACAACCCUCCCCAGUGCUGGUGGGAGUCCUGCUGUCACCUCUGGACUCACAGCCCGACCUGCUCAGACCCCUAGCUCCACGAACCCAUGCUCUACCCACCAGUCUGGCACCUCAAAGGUGACCACCUCCCCAACUACUGCCCUCCUCACCACCAUCCUUGCUGCAGUCAACCCCAGCACCGUCUCCCCCAGCUUCCCCCCAUCCCCUGCUCUCACACACAACUCCACCACUACUUCAAAUGCUGUUACUCACCUGGCCGUUACCACCCACAAUACCAGCAUCCCAGUAAAUGGGGGUACUGCCAACCCAGCUCCUACCAGCCACAAUACCACCACUCCAAGUACCCACAGUGCUUUUAGUGCCCUUGUCCCUAACACCACUUCUGCUCCUGUUGUCACCACAGCCACGCAAACAAACAUCAUCCCCAACAAGCCCACCCCAAUUCCCAGAACCUCCAUCUCUACCCAAAAGGGUGUCAUCUCCUCAACUGUCAAGACGACAACAUUCACUUGCAAGACUGGUGCCCCUCCAGCAUUUCUCAGCCCCUCUUCCACCACAACCAGCAGUGAGACCACUAAGAAAAUACCUACAGAUGUGCCAGAGCCGCAGAACCCAACACCCGUCGGAUACAUCAAUCUACAACCUGAACCUGGCUCCGGAUCCAGGCUCUCCUCCCGCUUACUGCACGUACUCACUGCAGCCAUGGGAAUCUCACUGUUGCAAGUGCUUUUCUGA
Molecule: messenger RNA, 2913 nt
Organism: Rhea pennata
Lineage: Eukaryota; Metazoa; Chordata; Aves; Rheiformes; Rheidae
Product: mesothelin-like protein
Exons: 18
Coding region: 1-2913 (970 amino acids)
Biological process (GO): cell-matrix adhesion
Cellular component (GO): cell surface
Source: RefSeq, a predicted model, not a curated record